CUCCUCUUCUCCUCUCAUUAAAACAUUGAGACCAAUGCCAUUAUUCACCUUUAAUUAGUUUCUCAUGCCAUGCCACCACUCUUCUCUUUUCUUCUCUGCAUCUUCAUCAGCUCUGAUGCUCUUCCUGCUUCACAAACAUCACCAAUCAACACCCCUGUAAUCCAUGAUAUUGUUGCGUUGAAAAUCUUCGUUCCUUUUCUGGCCAGCCGAUUGAAGCAUUGACUUCAAAGAAGAGUAAACGGCCAUCGUUACCUGCAGAGCAUCUUUCGGAAUAUGGUUGCCUUCGGGAAGAAGCUGAGGGAAUCACAAAUUCAAGAAUGGAAGGGACAUUAUAUCAACUAUAAGUUGAUGAAGAAGAAAGUCAAUGGAUACGUGGAGCAAAUUGAGGCUGGGGCACAAAAUCGCCAUCAUGUUCUGAGAGACUUCUCAAGGAUGCUAGACACUCAGAUAGAAGAAAUAGUUCUAUUUCUGCUUGAACAACAGGGCCUACUUGCGCAUAGGCUGUCUGAUAUUGCACAGCAGCAUCACGCUCUUCUACAGCCGCAAAAUAAUUUGAACACAUAUCACCUCCAAGAAUUGUACAGAGAGGUUGGACGGGAUCUUUUAAAGCUUCUCUUCUUCGUGGAAAUGAAUGCUAUCGGCUUGAGAAAGAUCUUAAAAAAAUUUGAUAAGCGGUUUGGCUAUAAAUUCACUGACUAUUAUGUCAAGACACGUGCAAAUCAUCCUUACUCUCAACUACGACAGGUUUUCAGGCAUGUGGGUAUGGGGGCUGUAGUUGGAGUCUUAUCCCACAAUCUUGCAGACCUUCGGGACUUACAACAAUGUCAAGGACGCUACAUAUCAAUAUAUGAUCAGCCUUCUUAUUCUCACCCGGAUCCUGUUCUUGAUUCUAUAAAAGUGGCUGUAGAAAGAUUAUCAAACUCAACAACUUUCCUUCAGUUUUUGGGAAGACAUGCUUUUAUCAUGCAAGAGGAGCUACCAUCACCAUAUGAAGAACAUGUGGAAGAUGAGAGUCAAAGAUAUCACUUCAUGUCGCUGCUUCUAAACUUGGUGAACACAUUUUUGUAUAUGGUCAACACAUACAUAAUUGUCCCUACAGCAGACAACUACUCAUUGAGCCUUGGAGCUGCAGCAACCGUCUGUGGUAUUGUCAUUGGGUCAAUGGCUAUGGCACAGAUGUUUUCUUCUGUUUAUUUCAGUGCGUGGUCUAACAGAUCAUAUCGGAGACCACUCUUGAUAAGUAGCAUUGUUCUUCUAUUGGGAAACAUCUUGUAUGCAUUGGCUUAUGAUCUUAAUUCAAUAUCAGUUCUUCUGAUUGGACGUCUUUUCUGUGGGUUAGGUUCUGCAAGAGCUGUUAACAGGCGCUAUAUCAGUGAUUGUGUACCAUCGAAACUUAGGAUGCCGGCAUCUGCAGGUUUUGUUAGUGCAAGUGCUCUAGGAAUGGCAUGUGGUCCAGCUCUUGCCUCUUUAUUACAGACUAAUUUUAGCGUUUACAAGUUCACAAUGAACGAAGAGACUCUACCUGGAUGGGUUAUGGCUCUUGCAUGGCUUGUCUAUCUACUGUGGUUGUGGAUUUGUUUCAGGGAACCUCCUCACCAUGAGAAAGGCAACCUUGAGCCAUAUCAAGCAAAUACUGUUCCAGUAGUACAUGUUGCAGUUGAUACACAGCCAUUAAUAACGAAUUCAGAAAUUACGGAGCAAGAUGAAGUCAGAGAAGAAGAAGAUGGUGAUAAUUCUGAAGUCCAGAAACCCGUCACUUCUAUUGUGGCGGCGUAUAGGUUACUCACACCAUCAGUUAAGGUUCAACUAUUUGUCUAUUUUAUGCUCAAAUAUGCAAUGGAGAUAGUACUAGCUGAAUCAAGCGUUAUCACGGGUUACUACUUCCUUUGGUCAACCAGCAGUGUUGCCAUUUUCCUUGCAUGCCUUGGUCUUACUGUACUUCCCGUAAAUAUAGUUGUUGGAAGCUACAUCAGCAAUAUAUUUGAAGAAAGGCAAGUUCUACUGGCAUCAGAAAUUAUGGUUUGCAUUGGACUGCUCCUAAGCUUCCAUAUUUUCAUCCCUUACUCAGUGCUGCAAUAUGUUGGCUCAGCCCUUGUUACGUUUGUAUCUGCUGAAGUUCUUGAAGGAGUGAACCUCACACUUCUAUCAAGGAUGAUGUCAUCGAGGCUUUCGAGGGGAACAUUCAACGGUGGAUUGCUAUCAACCGAAGCUGGAACUCUAGCCCGAGUAGUUGCAGAUGCAACAAUAACAAUGUCAGGGUAUUUGGGUGAGAGCAAUCUCUUGAACGCAACCUUACUUCCAGCUCUCCUCAUCUGCAGCUCAUCCAUUGUUGCAACCUGCUACACCUACAACUCAAUGUACUAGUUAGUCUGUAGACUUUUCUCUGGUUCCCUCCCCACAAUAGGGGCUGUGUAUGCGCGUAUAAACUUGUAUUUAAUCAGUAGAAAAAAGACCUGCAUUAGCCAGUUUCCUCUGUAGAGAUGUGAAUAUUAGGUGGCCUGGCAACCUGAAGUUUUGAUGUUUCGGACAAAAUGGUUCAUUCUCAGA
This is a messenger RNA of Prosopis cineraria, 2547 nucleotides long. RefSeq names its product SPX domain-containing membrane protein At4g22990-like. Gene Ontology annotation, biological process: transmembrane transport. Gene Ontology annotation, cellular component: membrane. Bases 274 to 2364 code for a protein of 696 amino acids. NCBI's taxonomy places the organism in Eukaryota, Viridiplantae, Streptophyta, Magnoliopsida, Fabales, Fabaceae. The transcript has 12 exons. Gene Ontology annotation, molecular function: transmembrane transporter activity. The record is from RefSeq and is a predicted model, not a curated record.